CGUCGACCGCCAUGUUGCGUUCCUCGUUUUUCUUUUUUUUUUUCGCUCUGUGACGCUAGAAGCUGCUGCUUUUUCCGCGCUGGGAACGUGCAGGACAAGAGAAGGAUCGCGCCGCUCAUUCGUCUGCCUGGGGCGGAACGCUUAAAAGGGUAAUUUAAGAUGUCUAACGGUUAUGAAGAUCACAUGGAUGAUGUCUGCAGGGACGACAUGGGCAGAACUAACUUAAUUGUCAACUACUUGCCUCAAAAUAUGACGCAGGAUGAGCUGCGCAGCCUUUUCAGCAGCAUUGGAGAGGUGGAAUCUGCCAAGCUAAUACGUGACAAGGUUGCAGCUCCCUUGGAAAAUGAAAGUGAUGUACAGAGACAAGCUAGUGUUGCAGGGCACAGCUUAGGAUAUGGCUUUGUGAAUUACUUAAAUGCUAAAGAUGCUGAAAGAGCAAUAAACACACUUAAUGGAUUGAGACUGCAAUCAAAAACUAUAAAGGUUUCGUUUGCCCGUCCAAGUUCAGAAAAUAUCAAGGAUGCAAACUUGUACAUCAGUGGACUACCAAGGACAAUGACACAGAAAGAUGUUGAAGAUAUGUUUUCAGGUUUUGGCCGCAUCAUCAAUUCUCGUGUUCUUGUUGAUCAGGCUACUGGAUUAUCCCGUGGAGUUGCUUUUAUACGGUUUGACAAGCGAUCAGAAGCGGAGGAGGCAAUUGCCAGCUUCAAUGGCCAUAAACCACCAGGCUCAUCUGAACCUAUAACAGUAAAGUUUGCUGCUAAUCCAAACCAGAAUAAAAACAUGGCGCUUCUUUCUCAGCUGUGCCAUUCUCCAGCGCGACGGUUUGGAGGCCCUGUUCACCAUCAGGCUCAAAGAUUCAGGUUUUCACCUAUGGGGGUAGAUCACAUGAGUAGUAUAUCUGGUGUGAAUGUUGCCAGCAGUGCUUCGUCUGGAUGGUGCAUCUUCAUCUACAAUCUUGGCCAAGACGCAGAUGAAGGAAUACUUUGGCAGAUGUUUGGUCCAUUUGGCGCUGUCACUAAUGUGAAGGUUAUCCGUGAUUUCAACACCAACAAGUGCAAAGGGUUUGGCUUUGUGACCAUGACAAACUAUGAAGAAGCAGCCAUGGCCAUUGCAAGUUUGAAUGGCUAUCGUUUAGGGGACAAGACAUUACAAGUUUCGUUCAAAACCAGCAAGUCCCACAAAUAACUUGCUCUUGUCUUUUGUAUGGAAUAGAGGAAAUAAGAUUUGACAAAGUUGGGGGGAAGACUUUUUUCUUUUCUUUGUUAGUGUAAAACUCAUUUGCGCCAAUUUUCACAAGUGUGUUUUUGUCUUAGUCUAAAUGAAAUGUGGAUAAAAGAUUUUUUAUACUCUAGGGAUGCAACUUACAUGUUCAAAUGUUUGAGAUCCCAACAUGUUAGGCCAAUUUUAAGUUCCUUAAGUUAUUUACUUUAAAUAUACAAAUAAAAUAUGACUAAAUAACAUUAAGUAUACCCUAUGGACAAAGAUAACGUUAAGCAUGCACUAACCUUAAAGACUUCAAGAAGGUUUGCUCUGUGGGUUUCUAUUUUCCAGACUCUGGAAAUUGCGUUUUUUUAAUCAAGCUGUCAGGAUGCCAGCUUAAGUACUUGUAUGUGUGUAUAAAUAUAUAUAUACAUUUUUUUUUUUUUUUUUCGGUUUUUUACCAUCCCUCUUCUCACUGAUUUAUACAGCCUGAUCCUUUGUUUUCUAAAAGCUUAUAAUUUCAGUUUACUCAAAAUGGAGAUGCAUUAACAGUUCUGUUACUGUGUGUAGCUGCCUACGUAAAAGGGGGUUCUCCGGGAAUGAUUUAAAAUGGCUGCCAGCAACCUAUUCUAGAAUGUGAGGAAGACGGAUUGCCUUCACCUGCGGAGCUGCCAAUGGGGUGAGGGGGCAAGGCCUCUGGCAAUUGAAUACACUACAUGUUGGUGAGUUUUCCUGUCGGGCUGCUCAGCCAUGAUUGCAUACUCUAGGUAGAAUCACAUUGUUGCCAUCUAUUGUAGGGCAGUGUAGUAAGGCCUGCACCCUUAACCCCUAGGCAUGUCUGCAAAUGGUGCAAACCAAUCCUUCUGACAUUCUAGGACACGUUGCUGGCAGCCAAUUUAAAUAAUUCCUGUAGAAUCCCUUUAGUGUUUAACUAAUAUGCCCAUAUUUGCACCAUGUUUCCAGGGGGCUACAGUAUUCUGUGCCCUUUUUAUCGUAUGUUACUGUCAUCUUUGAAAGUAAAGUAUGCCCCUGAGUUCCUUCCAAAGUCAAAUGAGUUAUGCUUGUGCUUUAGAGCCAUUGAAAAACGUAAAAUCUGUCAUUUACUCAGGCUUUACAUUAAUUUACUCAGCUUGGUUUAAAGAGGACCAGUCGCCACAAAUUGCAGUGCAGUCUCCAGGCAGCGUGUUUAUAGAGCGUAAUAAGCGGAGCUGGUUGAUACAUCAUUUUGUUGGAAAAGAUUCAGUAAAAUUUGUGAUCUGUCCUGUUAAAUCUUUUUGUGCUCAGUUGCCCAAGUAGGCCAUCUUAUGAGUAAUUGACUUCCUCUCCUGUGAGUAUAAGGGCUGUUUCACACGAGCAGAUGCCUUGCGUGACAUCCGCUCCGUGAAUGACAGCCAAGACCCGAUGCGGACAGCAGAAGCAUGGAGCAGUAAC
Bufo gargarizans (Asiatic toad) is the source of this 2634-nucleotide messenger RNA. RefSeq names its product ELAV like RNA binding protein 1 (gene ELAVL1). The transcript is spliced from 7 exons. The record is from RefSeq and is a predicted model, not a curated record. NCBI's taxonomy places the organism in Eukaryota, Metazoa, Chordata, Amphibia, Anura, Bufonidae. Bases 160 to 1188 code for a protein of 342 amino acids. Gene Ontology annotation, molecular function: RNA binding. Gene Ontology annotation, cellular component: ribonucleoprotein complex.